Molecule: messenger RNA, 3327 nt
Organism: Neofelis nebulosa (Clouded leopard)
Lineage: Eukaryota; Metazoa; Chordata; Mammalia; Carnivora; Felidae
Gene: ADGRG7
Product: adhesion G protein-coupled receptor G7
Exons: 16
Coding region: 418-2796 (792 amino acids)
Biological process (GO): G protein-coupled receptor signaling pathway; cell surface receptor signaling pathway
Cellular component (GO): membrane
Molecular function (GO): G protein-coupled receptor activity
Source: RefSeq, a predicted model, not a curated record
UGCUAGAUCCUUCUAAAAUGAAAGUGCAGGAAGAUGACUUGGUUUUCUUUUUUCUGGCUCCCUUCCCCACCUUCUUGCUUGUAUGGACAUUUACACUUUGACCCUGUUAACUAUUCCCUCCCUUUCUUCUUUAUUAUCCUGAGUUAUCUUCUGUUCCCAUAAUUCCAAUCACUUUUUUCUUGUUCUCAUUCAGUGAAGGAUGAGGAAGUUGCAAUCAGAGCAUGUACCUUUUAUUAGGUGAUUCAAACUGCCUCCUGCCUGAUUAACCUCAAGAGUCCCAAAACAUGAGGACUUCUGCCUGAUAGAUCACAUAAAGGAGGAAUUAAAAAAAAUUUUUAGAAUAGUUUCUGAUUCAGCUUCUUGGCUCAAGAAGAAAGAAGCUAGCUGUUUUUCACCUAGGAGUGGUCUGACUUCUCCAUGGCUUCCUGUCAUGUUUGUGACCUCAGGGUGCUGGUGGCCACUGUGUGUGGACUGCUGACGGCCAUCAUUUUGGGACUGGGCAUCUGGAGGAUUGUGAUUAGCGUUGAGACAGGAACAUUAACCCCCACAGCAAACACCACAAUAAAGUUCUGCAGGAAUGGUGGAACCUGGGAAAAUGGCAGAUGUGUUUGUCCAGAAGAGUGGAGAGGAUGGAGAUGUACAAUCCCUUAUUUCUGUGAAAGCAGUACCGCUGGUGAUUUAACUUUUGCCAGAAUUCCGGUGGGAAAAUAUGGAUCUUCCCAGCAAACAUGUGGUGAGAACACUUUAAAUGUGGGCUAUCCAAUAGCUACUCGGAUGUGCAGUAUUUCUAUAUAUGGAGAAAUAGUAUUAGAAAAUGUGACAAAAGGAAAUUGCGAUGAAAAUCUGGAAACCCUGGAAAACAAGAUAGUCAAUAUGGUAGCACAGCUUGAGAACAUUUCUAGUGAAACUCAGAUUUUAACAUCUAAUGUCGGUAAAAUGACUCCUGAGAACAUCACUUCUGCUGCUAGAGUGGUCGGAGAGAUCUUCAACGCAUCCAGAAAUGCUUCCUUUGAGGCAAAAGACACUGCUGUAUCGACAGUGAGUCAACUUCUAAGUGUCGGUGAAGAUGUUUUUCAACAAGUUCCGGUUGCUCCUCCUGAUGACGCUUUGACAACGCUUAUUCAACAAAUGGAGAGUUAUUCCUUGUCUUUGAAUAGCACUUCAGUGGUGAAACCUAAUGUAGCAGUACAGACUGUUUUAUUCUCUACAAAAAGCACUGUGCUCUUCUCUGUGAAGAAAGGAGAUAGUGAUUCUCUCAUUUCUGGUUCCAUAACUGUGGACACAAAUGUGAGCAACCCUAAUCCAGAUGCAGAGACUGAACUUCAAAUUUUGCUCAAUACCUCAAAAAGUAACACAAAAUGUGGCUUUAUAGUGUAUCAAAACAGCAAGUUUUUCCGAUCAAAAAUUUUUAAACCUAAAUCAAAUUUUAGUCAAAAAAUUAUCUCAGGCAAAACUGAUGAAACAAAAAAAGAUCAGAGAACUUCUGUUGAAAUUGUCUUUAACCCAAGGUAUGAUCCAAAAACGUUCCAAAUUCAUUCCUAUGCCUGUGUCUAUUGGAAUUUUAUAAAAAAGGAUUGGGACACAAAUGGCUGUCACAAACGGAGGGGCACUGAUGAAUUCUUGUACUGCCACUGCAACCAUACUACGAAUUUUGCUGUAUUAAUGAGUUUCGAAAAGAAAUAUAAAUAUCCUGCAUCACUAGACAUAUUAUCCAAUGUUGGAUGUGCGCUGUCCAUUACUGGUCUGGCCCUUACAAUUGUAUUUCAGAUUGUCACCAGGAACGUCAGAAAAACCUCAGUAACCUGGGUGUUCGUCAGCCUGUGCACAUCAAUGUUGAUUUUUAACCUCCUCUUUGUGUUUGGAAUCGAAAACUCCAAUAAAAACUUAGUGAAACGUGAUAAUGGCACCAAUAAGAUGGAUUCUGAUAAAAAUGAAAUACCCACGCAAGAUACUGUUGUCAUCUCGAAUCCCACCUGCACUGUGAUGGCUGUCUUGCUCCACUAUUUCCUGUUAGUGACAUUUACCUGGACUGGAAUCAGUGCUGCCCAACUCUAUUUCCUGCUAAUUAGGACCAUGAAGCCUCUUCCUCAACAUUUCAUUGUGUUCAUCUCUUUAAUAGGAUGGGGAGUCCCAGCUAUCGUGGUGGCUCUGACAGUGGGAAUUAUUUUUUCUCUGAAUAGAAAUGAUCCACAAUGGGAGUUAGAGUACCGGCAAGAGGAAAUCUGCUGGCUGGCAGUUCCAGAUAAAAAAGAUCUUAUAACUAGUCCAUUUUUAUGGUCAUUCGUCUUACCUGUGACUAUUAUCCUCAUCAACAAUAUUGUUGUAUUUAUUAUCAUCAUAGUCAAAGUGAUAUGGAAGAAUAAUCGCAAUCUGACAAGCACAAAAAAGGUUUCAUCCCUAAAGAAGAUUCUUAGUAUGUUAUCAAUUGCAGUUGUUUUUGGAAUUACCUGGAUUCUGGCAUACCUUAUGCUAAUUGAUAAUGAUGUCGUCAGGACUGUCUUCAGCUACAUGUUCUGCCUUUUCAACACUACUCAGGGAUUGCAAAUUUUUGUCCUCUACACUGUCAGAACAAAAAUCUUCCAGGAUGAAGCUUCAAAAGUGUUGAAGUUGCUGUCACUAUCCACUGGGAGAAAGAAGUCAUUGCCAUCAGUGACCUCACUGAGGCUGCGUGUGAGGAUGUAUAACAUGCUCAGGUCAUUUCCAGCCCUAAAUGAACACUUUAGGCUGCUGGAACCAUCUGUAAUUACAGAAGAAACUACACUCUCUGAAAGUGACCAAGCAAACCCAAGCAUCUAGACAGUAAAACUAUUACUUUUUGUAAUCCUCUUUUUAUUCAACUCAUUUUAAGUUUUUGCUUAUUCUGUUUCUUUUGUUUAUUACGCAGUCCUCCCAGAAAGUCUCCCUCAGCAUACUUUGCUCAAGGCUGAGAAUCAGAUAAAACCUGUCGUUUAUUAUCAUCAGGGAUAAUAGAUUUGGAAGUUUUUCUAUUAUUCAAUAGAUUCUUACCUGUAUGAGGUGAAGAAUUCUACCCAGCAUUCAAGAGAAUUUAAGGUUAUAAUUGCUACUUAUAUCAUAAAGUCUAUGUGACAAACUUUGGUAAAACAAAUUAUUUUACGAUUUCAUGAAAAGGACAUGAGAAGAAGUGUACCUAGGUAGCUCAGUUGGUUAAGCUUCUGACUCCUGGUUGCUGUCAUGAUCUCAUAGCUUUGUGAAUUUGAGCCCCACAUCAGACUCUGCACUAGCAGCAUGAGCCUGCAUAGGAUUCUCUCUUUCCCUCUCUCUCUGCCCCUCUCCCACUUGCUCUGUCUCUCUUUCUCUCUCUCUCUC